UUUUUUUUUUCUUUUUAUUAAAAAAAAUAUCACGCUUAUUUUUGUAUAAACGUUAUACCUUAUGAAACCUAUAUCAACUCGCUUAAGAAAUAAAAAUAAGAAAUAUUCAAGUGCAUCACCCGUAAGAGAAUUAUCUCAAGAUUCAACAAAAAGAGAAGAUUUAUCUUCAGAAAUAUCAACAACAACUUAUUCACUAGAAGAUAAUGUGUCAUUCUCACCGAGAUCGGAUCCAGACAUUUAUUUAGAUGAAUUACGAUCACCAUUAUCAUUUAUAAGAGGAUCAGAAGAAGAUAAAAAUAACUUUUUAAAAGAGGAAAGCGAUAGAAUGGUCCAAAACUUUGGUAAAAGGUUCAAGUCAAAUGCAAAAUUAUCCACUUUUUAUAGCGCCCAGGUAGCUGCACCAGUUCCAUCAAAACGUACUCGGCAUCGUACAACUGACACUACCACUACAGCUACAGCUACAAAAACAAUUUCAGCAAAGAGAGUCAAAUUUAUUCAUACUAAUAACCAACAAAGCGAUGAUGCAAACAAAAAUACAUCUAGAACGAAAAAGUCUAAUAAUUCAACUCUUGCUAGUCAAAGCGAUGAUAAUGACGAAGCACUUGUACCUUUGCCAUUAAGCAAAAAAUUACCUAAAGAAGCUCAAAUGUCAGCUAAGGAAAAGGAAAGAGAAUAUUGGAGACGACAACGUCGAGCAUUUGUUUACAGUCGAUUUUUGUCAAACGAUGAAGGAGCAAAGGUAGCUGGAACAGUAUAUAGUAAUAUAUACAUUAGCUCUACAAAUCGUAUGGUUAUUUCAUUUCAAGGUAAUCUCAGUAAUUUUCGCACUAAAUUAAGACGCACUAUAACAAAGUUUAAAUGGACAUUUAAUAUCACUAAAGAGAGAUUAUUAAAUGAAGAACAACGACUAUCAGAGCAAGUAUUAGAACAGUUGAAUCAAGAUACAAUAAAUACAAUUUGGGGGCAUUGGAUUGCUGAACCCUAUGUAGAUAUAAAAUCAUUUUAUGCCAACAAAGAAUCAAUCAAGUUACUAAAGGAGAUCACUGUUAAGCUUGCAAUUAUUUUUUUCAAAGAGAAAUUUCAUAUUUUAACACUAAAUGAAUCACGCGUAGAAAUGAAAAAAAUCGAUUUAUUAUCCAGAACGCUUAUAUUACCAGAUCCAAAAGAAUUGGCUACUUAACAGCUUAUUAAACGAUACUCGAAGCGUCUAAUCUAUAUGUACAUAUUAGCAUGAAUAAAUAAUUCUAUAAUCCAUCCAACUUACCAUUAAAGCCAUUUUAUUAUCACCUUCUUCUGUAAUUAUCUUCUUUGUCCAUAUUGUUAAAUUUCCAUUGCAAUUACCGUAUACUAUAUCUGUCAGAAUACGAUCACCUACAAAUGCUAUUUGACUUGAUGAAAUGGGACUAAAAUAGUUUGUUAAAUAUUGCCCACCAGAUGGCUUCUUUUCUUUAUGUCGUAAAACAGAUACGCCUAAUGAUUUCUCCAAAUGCUGGGCUU
This is a messenger RNA of Cokeromyces recurvatus, 1497 nucleotides long. RefSeq lists its product as uncharacterized. The transcript is spliced from 5 exons. NCBI's taxonomy places the organism in Eukaryota, Fungi, Mucoromycota, Mucoromycetes, Mucorales, Mucoraceae. Bases 62 to 1180 code for a protein of 372 amino acids. The record is from RefSeq and is a predicted model, not a curated record.